AUGCUCCGGCCGGGUCGGCAGCUUUGUGACGAGAGUGUCUCGAUUUACUUUGAGCGCCUGCGGCGGGAGCCACCGGAGUGGCAGACGGUGAAAGAUGGGGACGGUGGUACAGUCGUGUCCCGCCGCUCCUUUUCCUCGCAUCUUCCCGAUCUCCACUGGAUCGUGGGCGGCGGUCUGCACUUGACCGCCCCGGUGACUGAUUUGGAAACGCUUCGCAUAUUGAACGCGCGCUGCAUCGCUGAGAACGGCCAGCUGGUAUUCAAUAUGACUGCUCAGCUUAGCCAUGGCCGCCUAUUUGGUUAUCACUCAGCUCAGCCACCACUGCAGCUGCACUGCUGCACUGCUGCCAGCUGA
Diaporthe amygdali is the source of this 354-nucleotide messenger RNA. RefSeq lists its product as uncharacterized. Bases 1 to 354 code for a protein of 117 amino acids. NCBI's taxonomy places the organism in Eukaryota, Fungi, Ascomycota, Sordariomycetes, Diaporthales, Diaporthaceae. The transcript has a single exon. The record is from RefSeq and is a predicted model, not a curated record.